GAUACCAUUGCGGUUGCUCUCUUCUCUCCAUUUUCUCCUAAACACACUCUUAACUCAGAUUAUUCACAUUUCCGUAAACAAACGCACACACCUGACCCCCCCUCAAAAACACACAAAAAAAAACGUAACGCUGUGCUUACGACGCGCAUCAUGGAGGACCAAGCCGUCAGCAGCAAUGCCAGUUCCGUAAGCGACGACAGCCAGCCGCCGAUGGAGGUGAACUACCCUCUCAACGAGGAGGUCGAGGUGCCGGACACGAACGGCGGUCUACACAAGACGGUCCUGGUGGAGGGCACCGGUGCACGGCCGGUGAAGGGUGCAAAGGUGUCGGUGCACUACGUCGGCACGCUCGAGGACGGGACGAAGUUUGAUAGCAGCCGCGACCGUGGCGAGUACUUCGACUUCACCCUCGGCCGUGGCCAGGUCAUCAAAGGCUGGGAUAAAGGUGUGGCCACCAUGCACAUUGGUGAGAAAGCAAUUCUGAAGUGCUCACCCGAGUACGGCUACGGUGCCAGCGGCAGCCCGCCGAAGAUCCCUGCGAACGCCACGUUGCUCUUCGAGGUGGAACUCUUCGCGUGGAGUCGCGAGGUGGACAUCUCCGCCGCAAAGGACAAGUCUCUAAUGAUGGACGUGCUGAAGGACGGUGUCGAGUACGAGAACCCAGCCUUUGAGUCGUCCGUCACGAUGGAUGUUCGAAUUUAUGUGGGGAAGUUUGACCCAGAGGGCGAGGAGGAGGAGCACGUUCCGGUGAAGGCGCUGCCGAACUGGGAGGUCGUGGUCGGCGUCACACCGUUGCCGCCGUACUUGGAGGACUUCCUUCACAAGAUGCGCAAGCAGGAGGCGGCGGCGUGCCGCGUGCGCAGCGACCUCAUCCAAGACGCCGUGCCAGAGUUCGGCAUCCCGUCGAGCGCGGACCGCAACCAUCUGGACGUAACGUACGUGGUGGAGGUGAGCGCGAUGAGCCGAUCGAAGACGUACGACUUCGACGGUCUGCCGAAGAUCGCGGAGGGCGAGAAGCGAAAGGAUGCCGGCAACGACGCCUUCAAGGCGGGCGAUCUUGUCCUUGCGGAGAAGUACUACCGCCGCGCCCUCGAGUUUGUCGGUGAGGACUACGGCUACGACGACGCCGACAAGCCGGCGUGCCACCGGGUUCGCAUCAGCGUCAUGGGCAACCUCGCCCAGGUGCUUCUGAUGCGCGAGAAGUACGCCGACUCCGCAGAUUUCUCGCGGAAGGUGCUUGGCCUUGACGCUGAAAACACCAAAGCCCUGUUCCGCCUUGCCAAGGCGCAGGACGGGAUGCAGGACUGGGAUGCUGCCAUGAAGAAUGUGAGCAAGAUCCUCGCGGCCGAUCCCAGCAACACUGACGCUGCGGCCUUGAAGUCGAAGAUCCAGCAGUCACAGAAAGCGUAUGAUCAGAAGCAGAAGUCCAUGUUCAAGAAGUUGUUCUCGUAG
Leptomonas pyrrhocoris is the source of this 1452-nucleotide messenger RNA. RefSeq names its product putative FK506-binding protein (FKBP)-type peptidyl-prolyl isomerase. Bases 151 to 1452 code for a protein of 433 amino acids. Lineage: Eukaryota; Euglenozoa; Kinetoplastea; Trypanosomatida; Trypanosomatidae. Gene Ontology annotation, molecular function: peptidyl-prolyl cis-trans isomerase activity; protein binding. The transcript has a single exon. The record is from RefSeq and is a predicted model, not a curated record.